UGUCCCCUCCUUAUAUCAGAGGUGACAGAGGAAGGCGUAUCGCUCCAUGGGAAUGUCCCUGUCAGCAUCAGGGCCCAGGGGCAGGCAGACUGCCCUAUUUGCUUCAGAACUUCUCUCCCCAACUUGGCUGGUUUCACCAUCUGAAGACCCUUUUAUGCUUGAGCAGGCACUGGAAUCUAGUUGACAGUUUGGGUGACCAUAAAGGGACCCAGAGCAGACUUCCCUCCUUUGCCUGAACUCUAGAAGGAACCAGAGCCUUGGUACCAGCAGAGGCCUCUUGUGCCCAUUCGACUGUUUGGAGAGUCCAGAUGAAUUUGGGUUUGUGGUUACCCCCUGGCUGGGCUUCAUGGAGGAAUCUUCUCUGGUUUCUAAUCUGAAUCCCAGAGCAGCCCCCAUCUUUCAGUGGACAGAAUGAGAGGCCUUCUGUAACGAGGCAUAACUGGCCAUCAUGGGGAAAUUGAUCAGGAUGGGGGCUCAGGAGAGGCGGUUACUCUCGCCAAAGCGGCUUCAUUGGAGGCGCCUCCUCUUCCUAUUGGGAAUGCUGAUCAUGGGUUCCACCUACCAGUACCUGAGGAGCCCCCGGGGGCUCCCCUCACUGUGGGCAGCAGUCUCUUCCCAACACCCUGUAAAACUAGCUAGCCGGGAGCUUUCCAACAAUGAGAUGAUGAUGGUGAGCAGUGACCCUCCAAAAUCUAGCUCUGAAAUGGAGGUUGAGACAUGGGCACCCCAAGCCACAGUAGGCAGAGAUGGAACAACACCUGGUAUAACAAUGGAGAACACCCCCAGUAUACCUAGAAGAAUAGCCAGCGUCAUUCCAGCAACACCCAAGAGCAGUGACAGCCCAGCAGCAGCCCGCACAGAAAAAGUGAAGGAAGACACCCCAGCCACACCCAGUGGAGCACUGAAUCACUACCCUCCAACUUCAGGCAGACCAGCGGUAAAUAAUUAUACCCCAGCAACACCCAGGGGAGAAGUGAAGAGCUACCGCCCAACUCAAACCAGGGCAAAGGUGAGGAAAUACACCCCAUCCCCACUUGGUAGGAUGGUGAACAGUUACACCCCAUCCACUUUCAUGACAAUGACCAGGAGCCAUGGGAUCACCCCCAGAGCAACAGUGAAAGACAGUGAAAUUAUGACAACCAACAAAAUACUGGAUACCAACCCUUCCAAGAGAGUAGUGGAGGAAACCACCCCAACUCCUCUCAAAGGAGUAACUGAUAACGCCCCACCCUUCCUGAUAAAUGACUUAGAAACAGACAUCUUGACUUCUCCAAGGAACGUAGUAGAAGAGAAGACCCUAACAACCACCAGAAGAGUGGACAAUAAUAGCUCAACCAACCACCGGGGGUUAGUGGGAAAAAACAGCCUGAGAACACCCCAAGGAACAGUCCUGGAGCACACCGCAGCCAUCUCUGAGGGGCAGGUGACAGUAAGCAUCACGACAGGCAGCAGCCCAGCAGAAACCAAAGCCUCUACUGCUGCGUGGAAGGCUAGGAAUCCCUCAUCCAGAACCAGUGCACCGACCGUUGGAAUAUCCUCAGCCACCUUCUGGGGGCUGGUGAAGAACCCUUCCCCAGCACCCACCACUCCAGCAACCCCCAGGGUCAGGGCAAGUCUGACCACUCAGGUCCAUCACUGUGUGGUUGUGGAGCCAGUCCCAGUCUCGCCCACUGUCCCCUCCCCCAGUCUGACAACAGCUGGGAUGCCAGAGGCUCCCAGUCCCUCAGUACUGCCUUCUGGGCAGCCAGACCUCCACCCCAAGGUUGAGUACCCCCGAGACCUGUUCAGUGUGAAGGAGCGGAGGCAGGGCUGGGUGGUCCUGCACAUCUUUGGCAUGCUGUAUGUGUUUGUAGCCUUGGCCAUCGUUUGUGACGAGUACUUUGUCCCAGCCCUGGGUGUCAUCACAGACAAGCUGCAGAUCUCUGAGGAUGUGGCAGGUGCUACGUUCAUGGCUGCUGGAGGCUCUGCCCCCGAGCUCUUCACCUCCCUCAUCGGCAUCUUCAUCUCCCAUAGCAAUGUGGGCAUCGGCACCAUAGUGGGCUCUGCGGUGUUCAACAUCCUCUUUGUCAUUGGCACUUGUGCCCUCUUCUCCCGGGAGAUCCUCAACCUCACCUGGUGGCCCUUGUUCCGUGACAUCACCUUCUACAUCCUUGACCUAAUGAUGCUCAUCCUCUUCUUCCUGGAUAGCCUCAUUGUCUGGUGGGAGAGCCUGCUGCUUCUGCUGGCCUAUGCCCUCUAUGUGUUCACCAUGAAGUGGAACAAACAGCUUGAGCUCUGGGUGAAGGAGCAACUCAGCAAGAGGCCAGUGGCCAAGGUCAUGGCCCUAGGAGACCUUAGCAAGCUGGGCGAUGGGACAGUUGUGGUGGAUGAGCAACAGGAUAACAAGAAGCUGAAGCUCGCGUCCGUGCUGACCCAAGGGAGCAGCUCGGCCUCUCUGCACAACAGCACCAUCCGCAGCACCAUCUACCAGCUCAUGCUCCGCAGCCUGGACCCUCUGGGGGAAGCCCGGCCCUCCAAGGACAAGGAGGAGGAGAGCUUGAAUCAGGAGGCCAAAGCCAAGCCUCAGGCCAAAGGAGAGAGCAAACCAGAAGAGGAGGAGCCAGCCAAGCUCCCUGAGGUCACGGUCACACCAGCCCCUGCUCCAGACGUCAAGGGAGAUCAGGAGGAAGAUCCUGGCAGUCAGGGAGAUGUGGCUGAAGCUGAGAGCACAGGUGAAAGGACAGGUAAUGAGGUUAAAACUCCUGGUGAAGGUGAAAAUGGAGAUCAAAGUGGAGGUGAAGCUCGACCAGAAGGUGAAGGUGAAGAAAAAGGAGAGAAUGAAAGUGCAGGUGACAUCCAGGCAGAAACGAAAGGAGAUGAUGAAGGUGAAGGUGAAAUCCAAGCAGGAGAAGAUGGUGAAAUGAAAGGUGAUGGAGGUGAAACUGGAGAGCAGGAAUUGAACGCUGAAAAUCAAGAUGAAGCCAAAGAAGAUGAGAAAGGUAUAGAUGGUGAAGAGGAAGGUGAUGGAGGUGAGAGUGAAGACGAAGAGGAGGAGGAGGAGGAGGAGGAGGAAGAGGAGGAAGAGGAGGAAAAUGAGGAGCCUUUGUCCCUGGAAUGGCCUGAGACCAGGCAGAAGCAAGCCAUUUACCUCUUUCUUCUGCCCAUUGUGUUCCCACUGUGGCUGACGGUGCCCGAUGUCCGGAGGCUGGAGGCUAGGAAAUUUUUUGUUAUCACCUUCCUGGGAUCCAUCAUGUGGAUAGCCAUGUUCUCAUACCUCAUGGUGUGGUGGGCUCACCAGGUUGGUGAAACAAUAGGGAUUUCUGAAGAGAUUAUGGGUUUGACAAUCCUAGCAGCAGGCACAUCAAUUCCUGACCUCAUCACCAGUGUGAUUGUCGCUCGGAAAGGCCUGGGAGACAUGGCCGUGUCAAGCUCUGUGGGCAGUAACAUAUUUGAUAUCACCGUGGGCCUGCCCCUUCCUUGGAUGCUUUUCUCUUUUAUCAAUGGAUUACAGCCUGUUCCUGUCAGUAGCAAUGGCUUGUUUUGUGCCAUUGUUUUGCUUUUUCUUAUGCUUCUGUUUGUGAUCUCUUCAAUUGCAUUAUGCAAAUGGAGAAUGAACAAGAUCCUGGGCUUUACCAUGUUCCUCCUGUACUUUGUAUUCCUGAUAAUCAGUGUGAUGUUAGAAGAUCGAAUCAUAUCCUGUCCUGUGUCUGUCUGAGUCAGUCACUGUUGCUCAAAAUGGACACAGAUCAGAAAAGCAGCCAGAAGUUACUGUACCACUUGUUACAUUAAAGAAAGAAUGAACAUGAUCCAGGAGAGUGAACUGAGUGGGCAGGAGCCUCUGAUGUGGAUGUGAUCGGGACUGAAGUUUAUCCUUGGAAAUACCUGCAGCUCAUUGUGGAUUAGGACUCUUUGGAGGGGUGGAGCUCCUACCGCCCCUGAUGCAGACAGCUAACACAUGGAGGCCAGCAGAAGGACCCAAGUCAGAGGAUUUUCUAAAAUGAGAUAUCUGGGAGUGAGGGUUGGGACAGGUACCUUAGCAAUCAGAUAAGCUCCCAUGUUCACAGUUCCCUGAUUGUUCCUGAAGGGCUGCUGAUGCAAAAGAUGCAGGUGUGGUCUCCAUCUCACCCUCCUGGCCCCUGCCCCCAGCACAUGCUGCAGUUUACUGUCUCCUCUUUUUCUGUUCAAAACAUGUGGUUCUAUCAGAUUUGUAUUCAUUACAGGUUCAGUUAUUGGUGAGUUUAAAGGAGCAAAGUCUAUAGGAAAAAAAGUAUAACAAGAAUCUAUUAUCAUUACACACUGUAGUCCAGUAAAAUGUGUACCAAUAUUUUAUAGCUUAAAAAGGACUACAUUUGCUCUUGUUGCAUUUUUGAAAGUCAAAUUAAAAUAAGCAGCUCAAGAAAUUAAAAUUUAUAAUUUGCCCUUCAAUUGGAAGAUGUGGGUAUUAGGGAAGGAAAACUACUCUGAGGGCUAUUUAAAAAUAUGUAUUUAUUAGGAAAUCCAAGUUAGUGUUGUCUCCAUCAGGUGGGUCACCCUGAGGGAUUAGACAUUCUAACAAAGCUGUCCUGGCUCUGUGCCCCUCCCCUCUCAUAUUCUCACCCAACAGUGACAGCUGCACUAGUGAGUGAGAAACAAAGUAAUUUUUAAAGAGUCUAAAGUCAGUAGAG
Molecule: messenger RNA, 4643 nt
Organism: Kogia breviceps (pygmy sperm whale)
Lineage: Eukaryota; Metazoa; Chordata; Mammalia; Artiodactyla; Physeteridae
Gene: SLC24A1
Product: solute carrier family 24 member 1
Biological process (GO): intracellular calcium ion homeostasis; calcium ion transmembrane transport; visual perception
Cellular component (GO): plasma membrane
Molecular function (GO): calcium, potassium:sodium antiporter activity; calcium channel activity
Source: RefSeq, a predicted model, not a curated record